ACCAAACGGUUCAAACCCACUCUUUAAAAUGGCGUCUCUCAAUCUCACCAUCUCCGCCAUUACCACCGCCAUUUCCAUUUCUUCCUUUUCUUCACUCCCUCUCUCUCCUCUCUAACACUCUUAUUUAUCUCUCUAUUUCUCCAUUUCCGCCCCCCACGACGGCCAUGACUGACCAAGAAGUUGUUAUCACCGAUGUUCCCCUCCCCGAGAAGCCCAACAAGGACCUUCCGCCUCUGCCGGACUCUGCCGUGAAGGCGGAACCACAGGUUACUGAUGCGGCGGAGACUGAAGUUUUGAAACCUGCCGGUGAUGACAAAGUACCGGCGGAUGGUGAUUCGUUCAAGGAGGAGAGCACUAAACUUGCUGAUCUUUCUGAUUCCGAGAAGAAAGCUUUGGAGGAGUUUAAGCAGCUUGUUCAGGAAGCGCUUAACAAGCACGAAUUCACUGCUCCGCCUCCUCCUCCCUCGACAUUGCCGGCUAAAGUUGAUGAAGCGCCGGCGGAGGAGGUCGUUGUGGAGAAGACAGAUGAAGUGAUCGAUGAUGUGGAGAAGCGCUCCGAUGAAAAAGAAGAGCCGACGAAAUCCGAGGAUAAAAUCGCCGGAACAAAUGAAGAAGAAGGAGUAAAGGCAGAGAAAUCAAACGAAACGACGCCUCCUGCAGAGGAGAAAGAGGUGGUCGCAGUGAAAACCGAAUCGGCCGUGGACGACGACGGAGCGAAAACAGUCGAAGCAAUCGAAGAGACUAUCGUCGCUGUUGCUGUCUCUGCCGCAGCACCAUCAGAGGAAGCUGUAGAAACAGCGGCCAACCCUCCGCCGACUGCGGUGGAGCCAGAGGAGGUUUCAAUUUGGGGAAUACCACUACUAGCGGACGAGAGAACCGACGUGGUACUGCUGAAAUUCCUUCGAGCAAGGGAUUUCAAAGUGAAAGAGUCAUUGGCGAUGCUGAAGAACACGAUCCAAUGGAGACAGGAUUUCAAAAUCGACGAACUCUUGGAGGAAGAUUUAGGAAGCGAUUUGGAGAAAGUAGCGUUUAUGCACGGAUCAGACAAAGAAGGGCAUCCAGUUUGUUACAAUGUGUACGGAGAAUUUCAGAACAGAGAGCUUUACCAGAAAACAUUUUCCGACGAGGAGAAACGGGAGAAAUUUCUCCGGUGGAGGAUUCAGUUUCUGGAGAAAAGCAUCAGGAAAUUGGAUUUCAAUCCUGGUGGAAUCUGCACCAUUGUUCACGUGAACGAUCUCAAGAACUCUCCAGGGCUGGGAAAAUGGGAACUCAGACAAGCAACCAAACAUGCUCUUCAGAUCUUCCAAGAUAAUUACCCUGAAUUUGUUGCGAAACAGGUGUUUAUCAAUGUUCCUUGGUGGUAUUUGGCUGUGAAUAGAAUGAUUAGUCCGUUUUUGACUCAUAGAACUAAGAGCAAGUUUGUGUUUGCUGGACCUUCUAAAUCUGCAGAUACCCUUCUGAGGUACAUAACAGCGCAAGAGCUGCCAGUGAAGUAUGGAGGAAUGAGCAAAGAUGGAGAAUUUGAGACAUGCGAUAGAGUCACUGAAAUUACAGUAAAACCCUCAGCCAAACACACAGUCGAAUAUCCUGUCACUCAGGCAUGCGCCGUGACAUGGGAGGUUCGGGUGGUAGGAUGGGAUGUGAGCUACGGUGCGGAGUUCGUGCCGAGCGGAGAAGGAAGCUACACAGUCAUAAUUGACAAGGCUAGAAAAAUUGUCUCCUCUUCUCAAGACCAUCCUGUUCUUUCAAACACCUUCAAAAUCUCUGAGCCUGGUAAGGUGGUCCUGUCCGUAGACAAUCCUACCUCUAAGAAGAAGAAACUCCUCUAUCGCUUCAAGACCAAAUCUCUAUGAAAAUUUACAUUCUCAACCCUUUGUUAUAUAUUUCUUCCUCCCCCCAAAAAAAUUAUAAUUUUGAAGUUCCUUCUUUUUUCCUCCUAUAUUUCUUGUUGUGAGAUGUCCUUUUUAAUAUUCCUUUUUCAAGCUCUUGGGUGUAAUGUAAUCUAAUUAUGGUUCAUGUUUUUUU
Molecule: messenger RNA, 2025 nt
Organism: Benincasa hispida (wax gourd)
Lineage: Eukaryota; Viridiplantae; Streptophyta; Magnoliopsida; Cucurbitales; Cucurbitaceae
Product: patellin-3-like
Molecular function (GO): lipid binding
Source: RefSeq, a predicted model, not a curated record